AUGUUACGGCGUUUCCGAUUUGCUGGACUCAGAUCGUUCCCCAUCCAGCCACACGCCGCCAUCUCUCGCCUCCUUCCGCUACAAAAUGAUCCGCUCACAUUCCUCCGCGCCCUUCCGCGCGCGCCCUCGCGCGCGUUUCCCCCUGAUGCGCGCCCGCGCCACCUCACGGUGGUUGCGGGGCGGCGGAACCACGGGGGGGGCGCGAUGAAGCAGAGACCCAAGGACUGGCGCCCGCAGUCCACCCCCUUCCACGCGCGCAACCGCAGCCCCCGGCGGAACGACCGCGCCGUUCCGCUGGGCCCGCGGGGUGGAAACGGGGGCGAUGGGGGAGACGGUUCCGCGGAGGGCGCAGGGCGGAUGCAGCGCGAUGUGGCGGAUCUGGGCGCGGAUUGGCGGCUGAGGCCGGGGGAAGCCGUGGGAAGAGUUAUGUCCGCGCAGGCCAACUUCGUACGCGUUAUUGUAACGAGAUGCCGUGUAGAAGGCGAGAGAGAGGGCAUCGAGGAGCGAGGAGGGGAGUCGGACCGAAGCAGUAACGGUCACUCACCCCAAGAUGGGCAAAGGGAGACACCAAAGGGCGCAGCAGAGCAGCAAGUGGGGGAGGAGAGACAGCAGGCAGAGGGCGCAGAGGGGAGAGAGGGGAAAGAGGGAACGGAGAGAAGGGAGGGGAGGGAGGAGGAGAGGGAGGGGGGGUUGAGUUGCUGUGUGAUUGAUUGGGCGGCCCGCCAGGCUGUCGUUCAAGACGUUGCGCUGCCCCGGGCAUCUGAAAUUUUGGACCCGCCCGUGGCGAACGCGGACCACCUGCUGCUGCUUUUUUCGCUUGCCCAGCCGCCGCCCGAACCGACAAACGUGAGCCGGUUUCUGGUGGCUGCGGAAGCGACAGGUGUCGCCGUGUCAUUGGUGUUCAACAAGGCGGAUCUAGUGGGAGAAGAGGUAGUGAGAGAGUGGCAGCAGCGGGCAGCGGAAUGGGGUUACCAGAUGCUCACAUGCAGUGUGGAACAGCAAAUCGGAAUCCGCCACCUGGCGGGCCCAGGAGGGCUCCUGGCUGGUCGCACUACAGUGAUCGCAGGACCAAGUGGGCCUUCCCUCGCCAACGUGACCUCCUCCGACCUCCCCAUGCUCUUCCCCGAGAUUCGUUCCCGCCUAGCCGCCUCCCCCACCCCCUGUGCAUUCGCCGACUGUCGCCACAUCAGUGAGCCUGGAUGUGCGGUGGACAGCGGUUGGGAGCGGUAUCGGCACUACGUGAUGUUAAUGGAUGAGAUUAGAGCGCGGGAAGCAGCUGAAAUCCGGGCCGUUGGUACGAAGAGGGAGGGGGAUGUGAGGUUGAAGAGUGGGGGGUAUGGGGUGGUGGUGGCAGAACCGAGACUAGAAGCAAAGAAGCACAGGAGGGAGUCUAGAAAGAAAGGGAAGCAGUUGCUGCUGCAACAACUGGCGGCAGAGGAAGAGGAGGAUGAUGAGGAGGAGGGAGUGGGGUUUGUAGGAGAGUAUGAGGGGAGUGGGAAGAGGCGGUGA
Molecule: messenger RNA, 1509 nt
Organism: Closterium sp. Yama58-4
Lineage: Eukaryota; Viridiplantae; Streptophyta; Zygnematophyceae; Desmidiales; Closteriaceae
Source: the annotation of a GenBank genome assembly